This is a messenger RNA of Pectinophora gossypiella (pink bollworm), 2075 nucleotides long. RefSeq names its product proclotting enzyme. The transcript has 12 exons. Gene Ontology annotation, molecular function: serine-type endopeptidase activity. The record is from RefSeq and is a predicted model, not a curated record. The coding region runs from base 100 to 1686 and encodes 528 amino acids. NCBI's taxonomy places the organism in Eukaryota, Metazoa, Arthropoda, Insecta, Lepidoptera, Gelechiidae. Gene Ontology annotation, biological process: proteolysis.
GCGGGCCGCACAUCCUCGCGUCGCGCUCCUCGCAGUUGACUACUCACUUUUCAUUUACAUAAUCAUAUUUAGUGAAUUAAACAAUUAUUGGAAAAUAUAAUGUUAAGGACUAAAUUCAUAAUAUUUUGGCUUGGCCUCCUGGCGGCGUUUGGCGGAAGUGUAACUGAAGACUACGGUUUCUCUGCAAAGGAUGGGGGGUUGUACACCGACGAUGCUGUCAUUAUAAAUGCGGCGGUGGGUCGUGUAAGGCGCGACACCAGCAACAGUACUCGUGAUGGAAAACAAUUCUGGUUUCUGCAGACUAGACAGUCCGACGAAGGCGCUUUCGGGCUCGACUGCGAGACGACCCUUGGCAAGAGAGGCACCUGCAAGAGUUUCCGCGAGUGCUACCCAUUGCUCAAGGUGGCAGACCUGUCUGGGGAUGGCUGGGUAAUGGGCCACUACGACACCUGCAGCUACAUCAGUGCUGACAACAUGGAGGUAUUCGGAGUAUGCUGCACUGAGCCUGUGGGUACCCCUCCACAACAGGAGCCCGAUGUCCAGCGCCUGGGUGUUCUACCGUCUGCUGUACCGGUUCAACUCCCGCCAUUACAGCUGGCUGGAUUCCCUGGCCGCUUCUUAUCGGCUUUUGCCGGUUCAUGGAAUAUGGGCGUGGACCAAGGUUCUAACGUUCGCCAGAUCCCUGCGCAGUGGCCUCCGACAAUCCCGCCGUUGCCCACGCACCCGCCAGACCACACCGCUCCUACGCACCCACCCUCUAUGAUUGCAGGUGUAGGCGUGACCACAAAACCACCACACACACAAGCCACAACUUGGGCUACCAGACCUCCAGGCACAACUAAGCCUACUACUAAACAGACAUGGGCCCCAGCGUACCCUACUCAACCAGCCAAACCUCAACCAGCUGUUGACGGAUCUUGCGGCAUUAAGAAUGGACCUCAGACGUACGAAAGCAACUAUCAGGACGAGGAACGUAUCGUCGGUGGCCACAACGCAGAGCUUAACGAGUGGCCGUGGAUUGUGGCUCUAUUCAAUGCGGGUCGCCAGUUCUGUGGAGGUUCCUUGUUUGACGAUAAACAUGUUCUUUCUGCAGCCCAUUGCGUCGCCCAUAUGACCUCUUGGGAUGUGGCUCGUCUCACUGCAAGACUGGGUGAUCACAACAUUCGUACUAACGCAGAGACCCAACACAUUGAAAGGAAAAUCAAGCGGGUCGUCAGGCACCGCGGUUUCGACAUGCGCACUUUGUACAACGACGUUGCUGUGUUAACUCUGGACCAGCCCGUGACGUUCACGAAGAAUAUUCGACCGAUUUGUUUGCCGAGUGGAGGACGCGCUUACGCUGGACUCAUCGCCACUGUUAUUGGUUGGGGCAGCUUGAGAGAGAGUGGACCGCAGCCAUCAGUUCUGCAAGAGGUGUCUAUUCCGAUCUGGUCGAAUGCUGAAUGCCGAUUAAAGUAUGGAGCUGCGGCCCCUGGUGGAAUAGUUGAGCACAUGUUAUGUGCCGGGAAAGCUAGUAUGGACUCUUGCAGUGGUGACAGUGGCGGACCUCUGAUGGUGAACGAAGGAAACCGCUGGACCCAGGUGGGCGUGGUGUCGUGGGGCAUAGGCUGCGGCAAAGGCCAGUACCCUGGGGUCUACACCCGUGUCACCGCCUUCCUACCAUGGAUACAGAAGAACUCCAAAUAAGAACACCAACUCAGAAAACAGGUUAAUUUUCCACCAAACCAGACACAGACAAAAAAGAAAGGAGACAAUUUAAUAAACUAACAGGAUUUCGUCAUAGAGAUGGCACACAGCUUCGGUGGAAAAUAUAUACACACGUAAAUAUUCAGAAACAGUUAUAAAAUCACAUAGGAUCUAUACGCCAUAUAACUGUGUUCCAUUAAGCUACCCACGUAUUCUGUCACAAUGGAACCAGUAUUCGCCAUAAAUGCUCUUCAAAGGUCAAUGUUCGAUCAGAUAAUAUGUAGUUAAGUGCUUUCCAUUUUAAUGUGCGACCAAUUACUUUGAGAAAGACAACCAACCCUUGCCUUUCUUAAUGAAUUGGUAAAAAUGAGAAUUUAAUUAUAAAUAAA